Messenger RNA from Melopsittacus undulatus (budgerigar), 1572 nucleotides. RefSeq names its product spermatogenesis associated 2 like (gene SPATA2L). Gene Ontology annotation, cellular component: cytoplasm. The coding region runs from base 1 to 1572 and encodes 523 amino acids. NCBI's taxonomy places the organism in Eukaryota, Metazoa, Chordata, Aves, Psittaciformes, Psittaculidae. The transcript has a single exon. The record is from RefSeq and is a predicted model, not a curated record.
AUGAACCGAACCAAACCGAACCGAACGGAGCCCCCCCCGGUGGGCACGGGGAGGGCCGGGGCUGGCUCGGGGGUUGCUCCUCCCUUCCUGCAGGGGGCGCUGUGGUCCCGGCGCGCGUUCCCGCGGUUCCGCCCCCUGGGUGACGUCAUCGGGGCGGUGGGCGUGGCGCGGGAAGCGGAAGGGAAGCGCGGGUACCGGGCGCGGGUAGCGGGUGCGGAGCGCGGUGCUGAGGCUGCCGGCCCCGGCAGGAUGUGCGCAGGCGCGGCGCUGCAGCAGUACCGGCAGCAGUACCGGCAGCAGUGCUGGCAGCAGUACCGGCACUGCCUGGAGCGCGACUUCCGCCGGGGCCGAGCCCUGCCCUGCUCCGACCCGGCCCUCGUGGAGCGGCUGCGGCGGCGGCUGCGCCGGGAGCCGUCGGUGCUCCGGGCCCUGCAGGAGGACGGGCCCGAGCUGCUGUCCCGGGCGCUGCGGGGCUGCCCCGACCCGGGCCGGGCGCUGCCGGGGCUGGCCCGAGCCUUCCGGCUGCUGGAGCUGGCGGCCGUCAACCUCUACCUCUUCCCGUGGCGCAAGGAGUUCGGUACCGUGCAGGUGAGGACCCGCGGGCGCGCCCCCGAGGCUGGAGGGGGGGGGACACACCGGGUUCCAACCGUGUGCGCGCUCUCGUUGCAGACGUUUUCCGGUGCCUACGUGCACUCGCUGCGCUCAGCGCUCCCCGAGGAUGACCUGGAGCGGAGCUUCGGCCGGCUGGGCUAUGAACGGCAGGACCAGCACCGGUUGACGGUGUCCCGGCGCCCCCCGGAGCCCGAGCUGCUCGCUGCUGCCUGCGGCUUCCUGGCCUGCCGCCUGGAGUGUGAGAUCCUGGUGGAGGUGGUGCUGCGGCUGCGCCCGCACCAGCCCAGUGCCGAGGACCUGCUGCGGGCACGGUGGAUGGCUGGGGACAUGGAGGCCUGUGUGGAGAUGCUGCAGCAGAUGGGGAUGCAGCCCAAGGCGGCUGUUGGCUGCAGUGACCACGUGGACCUUUACCAAGCCAUGCCAAGCAGCCCGGAGGAUGUGGAGGGCGAGGACGUGUCCCCCCUGGCACUGGAGAGUGACCCUGGCAGCCCAUUGGGUGCUCUGGACAUGCCCAUGAAGAACUGGGACUGCUGCAGAGACCCCAAGGCUGGGCAGGAGCUGGUGCUGCCUGUUGGCAACCCCGACCCAGACACCUCCUCCUGUCGCCUCUUCCUGCAGCAGGACCUCAGUGGGGCCAGCAGCCUGUUCCCCACUCCGGCUGUGGGGAGCAGACCCCCCCCAGUGCUGGGGGAGCCCCAGGACUCCCCCUGCCCUCCAGCUCCUGAAGAGGCCCCGGAGCUGCCCUGUUACCAGCUGCACUCGUGCCUGCGCCGGGGAGCUCUGCCCUCCUACUGCUGCACCACAUGCCAGCAGCUCCAUGCCGGUGCCUGCGCGGCCGGGCUCGUGUGCCGCAGCCGGCACCAUGGGCAGGAGCUGCGCAGUGAGCGCCAGCAGCGGCUCUGGCUGCAGCGCUCGGAGGUGGACAUGCUGCUGUCCGAGGGCUGCGGACCCCAGGGGUAG